This is a messenger RNA of Auanema sp. JU1783, 741 nucleotides long. NCBI's taxonomy places the organism in Eukaryota, Metazoa, Nematoda, Chromadorea, Rhabditida, Rhabditidae. The record is from the annotation of a GenBank genome assembly.
AUGUCUCUAAGUUUUGAUUUUUCAAAUAAAAAAAUUUUGGUCACUGGAGCAAGUCAAGGAAUAGGUAGAGAGCUAGUUGUCGAGCUCACUAAACGAGGUGCAACUGUUUUCGCUUUGGGAAGAAAUGAAAAAGCUCUCGAAGAAUUGAGCAGAUUGUGUGGAGCUGUACCGAUUGUUUGUGAUGUGACUGAUUCAGAAGACGCUAUACGUCGUUGUUUGGAGCCAUAUCAACCAUUCGGUUAUUUGGUAAACAACGCUGGUAUUGCUAUUCUAGAACCAUUUGGAGAGAUUAGUCCUGAAAGCUUUACACGGACUCUGGAUGUCAACGUGAAAGGACCUCUCCUCAUUUCUCAAGUCGUUAGCAACGAAAUGAUCAAACAUAAGAUUCAAGGAGUUAUUGUAAAUGUCUCUUCUCAGGCAUCAGUUAAACCAUUAGACUCUCAUACGUCAUAUUGUGCUAGUAAAGCAGCUCUGGAUAUGUUAACAAUGUGCAUGGCUAGAGAGCUCGGACCCAAAGGCAUAAGAGUUAAUUCCGUUAAUCCAACUGUUGUAAUGACUGAAAUGGGAAGAAAAAACUGGAGUGAUAUGUCCAAAGCGAAGACAUUGUUGGAUCGUAUGCCAGUCCAAAGAUUUGCAGAAGUGGAAGAUGUUGUGAAUUCCAUCAUGUUUUUACUCUCAAGUGGUUCAUCCAUGACAACAGGAUCCAUUCUACCAGUAGAUGGAGGAUACAUCAACCAAUAA